This is a messenger RNA of Plectropomus leopardus (leopard coralgrouper), 2896 nucleotides long. It is a transcript of the gene ist1, whose product is annotated as IST1 factor associated with ESCRT-III. The record is from RefSeq and is a predicted model, not a curated record. Lineage: Eukaryota; Metazoa; Chordata; Actinopteri; Perciformes; Serranidae. Gene Ontology annotation, biological process: protein transport.
CAUGACGUCACUACAGAUUAUUACGGAAGUAAACCGGGCGACGAAACCCAGACAGAAACCCAAAUAAAUUUGGAGUGUACACUUCUCUAAUAUUUACAGGUAGUCUAUCAUGUACCCGGGAGGAAGAUUCAAACCAGAGAGGCUAAGAGUCAACCUCAGACUGGUCGUAAAUCGACUCAAACUCCUUGAGAAAAAGAAAACUGAACUUGCUCAGAAGGCAAGGAAGGAGAUCGCAGAUUACCUUGCAGCAGGAAAGGAUGAGCGGGCACGGAUCCGUGUGGAGCACAUUAUCAGAGAAGACUAUCUGGUGGAAGCCAUGGAGAUCCUGGAGCUUUACUGUGACCUGCUGCUGGCUCGCUUUGGCCUCAUUCAGUCCAUGAAGGAACUGGACCCAGGCUUACAGGAGGCAGUGUCCACACUCAUCUGGGCAGCACCUCGACUUCAGUCAGAGGUGUCUGAACUAAAAAAUGUAUCAGACCAGCUAUCUGCAAAAUAUAGCAAAGAAUAUAGCAAGCUGUGCAGGACAAACCAGAUUGGCACAGUCAACGAGCGGCUGAUGCACAAACUGAGUGUGGAGGCCCCUCCUAAACUUUUGGUGGAGCGCUACCUGAUAGAGAUCGCCAAGAACUAUAAUGUGCCGUAUGAGCCUGACGCCAUGGUCCAGCCCCAGGUGUCUCCUGGAGAAGAGGCAGACCUGAUUGAUGUGGACAUUGACAAGAAGCCUAGAGGAGGAGGAGGAGGAGGUGGCGGAGGUUUCACUGCUCCUGCUGCUGCUAUGCCUAUGCCCAUGCCUAUGCCCAUGCCUAUGCCAACAGCGUUCAACUAUCCACCUCCCAAAGGAGCUGAACCGUAUAAUCCUCCCGUUGGAACCUACAGCAAUUUCCAGCACCCCAUGGGAGGAGGGCAGCCCCCUCAGCUGCCCUCUUGUCCCCCCACAUAUGAGUCCAUUGAUGACCUCACUGACAAACCUUCUGUUCCUUCCCAGGCCGUAGGUCCAGGUCCUUCGUCUCAGCCAUUUGACAAUGCUCUCCCAGAGCUCCCCUCUGUUCCAGACACACUGCCCACAUCCUCUUUUGGCGGAGGCGCCACCAACUCCUCCUCGGAUGACAUCGACUUUGAUGACUUAACGCGGCGAUUUCAGGAGCUGAAGAAGAAGAUGUAACUGCUAUAUCCCUGGUCAAUAUAUACACACAUACACAGGCCCGUGCCGUCACCCACGCAGCUAAGAACGGGAAAAAAGGCUCUGAAUCAGUUUUGGGUAGUUCUCCCUCUUUCAUGUUGAAGUACAGUGAUAUUUAACAUACAUGCAUUCUUCAUUUGUAGAAUUAUAAGUUGACAGAAAUCUAAUUUCUGUUGGCAGUACCAGUGAAUACCACAUUUUUUAAUUCCUUUCUACUGGGCACUUAAUAUAUAUUCUUACAUACAAUCAUGUGGGUGCUGACCCCCGUUAGCUGCUUCUCAUUUAAGGUCACACCGACUUAUAACUUUUUCCCAUUUGUCUGUGUGAUGCCCCAUAUAACCAAACUUAGAUUUUAAUUGUAGCUUUUCCAGGGGGUUGACCAAUAUUUACAUGCCUUGAUUCUACUUUUGCACACGUUCUGUCGCUGUGAUCUUUGCCACUGUGUCACUCAGUCCUCUCACAGACCAGUCAAACAAGCCAGACCGGCUGCCCCGGUUGUGAUCAGGAGCUGGCAUUCAUACAAACAAAGGAUGCAGAUUGUUUCCAAGGCGAGGCUCUGAGAAUACCCCGAAUUGUUUCUGCAUAAAGGUAUCGGGACAGAUGGAAGCCAUAUUUUUAGUGUCUUACGCAGUCAUGCAGUUACGUCACUGUGGAACGGACGCUUUAAAACACUCCUUUCACUUUAAGGUUUAUUUAAACUAGAGAAAAAGAAAUGGUGACACACGUCAAACCUGUUACAGGGGUGGUGGGACACAGAUGUAAAGUGAUAAAACGGUGUAUGAAAAUCUGUAAUAUAACACAUUUAAAAUGAUAUACAUAGACCUAUUUACACAAAUGAUUGAACUGUACAGUAAAAAAGGGUAGGAGGCAGUAUUUGACAAAUCUGUUUUUUUUAGUAUCCAAAUAAAGUUGUAUAUGCCCCUUUGAAUGUCUGUUGUACCAAAUACCUGCACCCUCUUAUCGUUGAUGUUCUUAAUUUAAAUGUGUGCAGCCACACAACAGCUUAAUUUGAUUGAUUAGAUGUAAAUAUUGACCCCAGAGGUGAUAGGUUUGUGUUAACCCCUUUGAUCGUGUGUGCAUGUGUCUUAUACUGUAUGUGCACCACUGCGUUUGCCUUAGUUACCAUCUCUCAUCAGAGGCCUUGCCAGUCUGUACCAGGAUUAUGCAUUUGUUGUCCAUCAAGACUGGAUCCUUGUUACCUGUAUUGUGUCUCAGUCGAUUAGAUUACACUUGGUUUUAUUUGCUUUGCCCAUAAACAAUUCUCUAAAAACCCGUUAAGUUGAAAUUUGCGGAUUUGAUGGAAAAAAUGUCUGCACAGGCAAUGGGUAUUAAUGUAUCUAUUUCGGGAGACUUUUGUUGUCGUACAGACGUGAUGGGUCACUGCAGCUUAAAUCACACCCAGCUCUGCUUGUAUGGCAAACACAGUUAAUGGACGAUGGCCCUGAAUAAAAUGAUUAAGCAGUCUCUGGAAAGCAAAAAAAAACCUUCCAGAUGGGGGUUAGACACAGUUUAUGGAUAGGUUUUACAUACUAUGUUGGACAAAGUUCAGAGAUAAACACUACAGAACUGUGAUCUGCCCGCUGUCUUGUCUACGUUGGACUGCUCUUUCAUGCUAAACAUUGAGACCCUAAAUGGUGUCUUGUUGCAUAAAAGAGGAGUUGUUUUUUCACUGUAUACUAAAAUAACAAUUUAAUAAAAGAUUAUUUGGAACUGGAA